GUGUAUGUAUCUGUAUGGCCCACCAGCGCCCACCAGCAAGUAACAGGAACACGAUACAGUACGUCAUCCAUGAAUCAACAUGGCUACUGCGAGCGAUCGCAGCAGAACAGCGGCUCAAAUGAAGGACGAGAAAAAAGAUGGCAAUGAAAAGGAAAAUAUUUGGGCAUCUGUUCUGAGUGAAGUGCAGCUGAAGGGAACCAACAAGUUAUCUCCGAAUCAGCAAGUAGUUGUGAUUGGUGAUAGAGAAUCGGGCAAAACCACACUUGUUGCAAAGUUGCAAGGCAAUGUUGAUCCCAAAAAAGGGUCUGGCCUAGAAUAUGCAUAUAUUGAUGUCAGAGAUGAGUACCGAGAUGAUCACACUCAUUUGGCUGUCUGGCUGCUGGACGGCGACGCAAGCCAUUCUCACUUGCUGCGUUAUGCAUUGACGGAGGAAACGUAUUCAUCGACUCUCAUGAUGCUCACCGUUUCGAUGACCACUCCUUGGGCUAUGCUCGAUCAAUUACACGAGUGGGCAUCUCUUCUACAGGACCAUAUAGACAAACUUCCCUUCUCUGCUGAAGCAAUCAGGGAAUAUCAGCACAAAUAUGUCCGACGAUGGCAGGAGUAUGUAGAACCAGGUGAUGAAUUAGAAACGGCUCAACUGAGACGGACAUCUCGACAUGUGGACGGAGAAGAGGAGGGCAUGGAUCACCUGCUUCCUCUUCCGGAAGGAGUCCUGACGCGCAAUCUCGGCUUAGAUAUUGUUGUUGUUGUUACAAAGACUGACUAUAUGGCGACACUGGAAAAAGAUCUGGACUAUAAGGAGGAACACUUUGACUUUAUCCAAGAACACCUGCGCAAAUUUUGUUUACAGUAUGGAGCUGCGCUGUUUUACACCUCAGUGAAAGAAGAUAAGAAUUGCGACUUGCUCUACAAAUAUCUCGUACACAGAAUAUAUGGUCUAGUGUUCCCUACUCCCGCUCUGGUGGUUGAAAAGGACGCAGUUUUCAUCCCUGCUGGAUGGGAUAACGAUAAGAAAAUUGGAAUCCUCUAUGAGAAUCUGCAGUCCAUGAAGCCGGAUGAUGACUAUUCGGAUAUCAUUAAUCGGCCUACAACACGUAAACCGGCCCCCCGCGAGGCUGAACUUCAUGCUGAAGAUGAACAGAACUUUCUGUCUCGUCUGUUGCAACAAUUGCAGCAGCAACAGCCAGCUCCUGUUGGCAUCUCCGGUGCAGUCAACGGUUCAACAGCUUCGCCUGUACCAGCUGGAACAGGUGUCAAUUCACCUUCAGCUGGAACUCCUAUUAGAGGUGGCAUUCAAGUGCAAAAACCUGUCGAUCGUCGUAGUUCCUCUUCGGCUGUUCCUAAUCAAAUGGAUCCCAUAAAGACUGGAAUCAGUGGCACAUCCGAAGGCGUAUUGGCCAACUUCUUCAAUUCACUGUUGAAGAAGUCUUCGUCAACAACCCCACCGGCUGGCAUGCUUCAAUCUGGAGAUCGAGUCAGCGUGUCCAACGCCCCUGCGUCAGGAAAUGAAGGAUCUCCGGUUCCAGGUUCUCCCGACAAGCUGAAUUUGGUCAAUCGACCAGGAGAAGUGGCUGCUGAGCUGGACAGGUUGGCCCAAUCCGCUUCUUCUCGACUCAAUCCAAUACCACCAGUGCCCGUCUCGACCAAUGUGGAUAACUCUUCGUCCGAUUGCUGAUCUUGUUGACCUACACCACUCCUUUUCGUUUCCCUCCCUCCACCCAAGACUCUCAAAUCGGCGUAAUUGUUUAUCCCCUUUCCUAGAUUUUUUCUAAUUUAAUUCAAGGCGCGCUAUAUUGGAUUUGAAGUACUGGGUUGAACUUUUUUUUUCUUCCAGUUCUGCUCUUGUAUUGUUCAUUUUUUUUUUUAUUACGCGCAUAACCAACAAAGCUGGUCGUAAUGCUGUAAGGAAAACCCAGACGCAAGCCAAGGGAGAGGUUAACUAAUUAAUUUAAUAAUUCUGCAGCUUAUUCUAUUCAACAUUUCUGUAAAUAACCAGAAUGAAAACAUCAACAUGUCCUCAAUCCUUUGAUUUCCGUCUUGGAUUUUUGUUUUGUUGCCGGUGAGUCCAUGUAGUGCCACUCUCCGUGUAAUUUGCUUGCAAAGUUGCGGAUGAAAGUAUUACGGCCCACUGAAUAUACAUAGGUAAUCAGUCUA
Messenger RNA from Daphnia magna, 2157 nucleotides. It is a transcript of the gene Dlic, whose product is annotated as cytoplasmic dynein 1 light intermediate chain 2. Gene Ontology annotation, molecular function: dynein heavy chain binding. Gene Ontology annotation, cellular component: centrosome; cytoplasmic dynein complex. Gene Ontology annotation, biological process: microtubule cytoskeleton organization; microtubule-based movement. The record is from RefSeq and is a predicted model, not a curated record. The coding region runs from base 80 to 1678 and encodes 532 amino acids. Lineage: Eukaryota; Metazoa; Arthropoda; Branchiopoda; Diplostraca; Daphniidae. The transcript is spliced from 9 exons.